UCAAGCGCUGCCAAAAGGUUCUCAGCAGCCCGUGUUUCUUUGUAGUGGCACAUGGUGCAUUGCUGGUUUUUCGAGGUCACUCCGAUUACAAACUUUAUAUCGGAUACCUCCCCCAAAACGUUCUCUCUCGUGACGCAUUCCAAUGGCAUCCCCGCAAUGCCAGCGGGUCGUAGACGGACAAGUGGACGCCAAAGACGAGAAACAAGAUGAGGAACAAAUGCGGGUGUCCGUGCUCCAGCAGCACCGUCGUCCCAUCCAGAGCGUAGCGUGUCCCCCCAUAGAUAGAAGAUUGUCCUCAUCUACGGGAUCCUCCAAGGCGCCUAGAGAUAUUUUGGAGCAGAAAGAGUUGGGACCAAAGUUGAUUAUUUUUAUGGUUGGAUUGCCUGCAAGAGGAAAGUCAUAUAUUUGCAAAAAACUCGUGCGAUAUUUAUCUUGGAGUGGAUUCAAUACGCGUGUGUUUAAUGUUGGCAAUCGGCGUCGGGUGAUGGCUACCAGCACUUCCUCCUCACCCCCACCACCACACGAAGGUCCUCAUGAGGCAACUCAUCAGGUUCAUGAUGAUCAUGUCAACAGUGUGCAUGCGGCGACGGAAUCCCAUCUGGAACCGCCUCACAUCUCGGUCACACCCCCCCGCACGCUCCCAUCUGACCGUGCCGAUACCCCGGAACUCUUGGCGCCCAUCCCCAAAGUAUCCUACAAACCCCUCAGCCUCGCUCACCUCCUCCUUUCAAAAUUCAACAAUGGAUACCACGGCCCCGUCCCAGAACCCUGUCCCUCACCGGUCGUCAAUGCCGCACCCGGCACAACCCACGAUGCAAAAUUCUUUGACCCAGAUAACCCCGAAGCCAAAGCCGUGCGCGAGAAAUUGGCUAUGGAUACCCUUGAAGAGAUUUUUGAGUGGUUGCAUGGGGGUGGUAAAGUGGCGAUUCAUGAUGCGACCAAUUCAACUGUGCAGCGACGUCGUGCGUUGUUGGAUCGCGUUAAGCGAGAAAAGGGUGUCAAGGCCAUGUUUAUCGAGAGUAUAUGCACCGACAAGCGCGUCCUAGACGAAAACAUUCGCAUGAAACUGCAGGGCCCCGACUACAAAAACAUGCCACCGGAAGAAGCCAUGCGCGACUUUUUGGCCCGUACAGCAAACUACGAACGGGCCUAUGAAACAAUUUGCGAAGACGAAGAACGACAAGAUGAUUUAGAGUUUAUUAAACUAGUCAAUGUGGGGAAAAAGGUUAUUGCAAAUAAUGUGCAUGGGUACCUUGAAAGUCAGUGUGUCUUUUAUUUGAUGCAAAUGCAUAUCAAGCCUCGCACGAUUUGGUUGACGCGGCAUGGGGAGUCAGGCAAGUAUUGUGUGUGGUGUCGUGUGUGUACGUGCGUGCGUUUGUGUGUGUGUGGUUUUUCUCUUUUGCAAUUCCCCCACUCCACUCGCCUUUCCCCCACCUAACGUGCAAAAAAGCUAAAAUAUUACGACAACUCUAGAAUACAAUGUCACGGGUCGUAUAGGCGGCGACCCCCCGUUAACCCCCCUCGGCCGCCGCUACUCCUCCGCCCUGGCCCGCUUCCUCAACCAAUUCCACCCCCCAACCCACACCACCCCCCUCGACGACAAUUUCGGCACAGACCGCCACGCCCCUCUAAGCAUCUGGACCUCGACCCUCCGCCGCACGUUUGAAACCGUCGAAACCUUUGACGACACAACCUACGACAUCAAGCGCAUUAAAUUCCUAAACGAAAUUUACGCGGGUGUAUGCGAAGACCUUACUUACCAAGAAAUUGAACAACGCUACCCUGACGAAUUUUAUGCACGCCAAAAAGCGAAAUUGGUGUACCGGUAUCCUGGACCCGGGGGUGAAUCCUAUGUGGAUGUCAUUGAGAGGUUGCGACCCAUUAUUAUUGAAUUGGAGCGGAUGCAGAGUAAUGUUUUGAUUGUGACGCAUCAAGUUGUCCUACGUACCCUUUUAUCCUACUUUAUUGGUAUCCCACUCGACGACAUGCCCACCCUCUCCGUCCCCCUCCACACCCUCUACUGUCUAAAACCAAAACCGUACGGUGCUGAUCUCGUUAAAUAUUGGUAUAAUCCUGAUACGGAUGAAUUUGAGCAACUUGGGGAUGGGGUUUAAAGGGGGGAGUAAUCAAUACAAGUGGGUUUUGUCUUUGGGGUUGUCAUCGUGUAUUUUUUUUUUGUUUGUUUAGAAGGGUUUGUUUUGGUCAAGAUAAUGCUUUCAUUAUUGAUGCUGCAGUAUAUGGUUUUUUAGUGCACGUGUGUUUUGGGUACAUAUGAAUUUGUGGUAUUUUGCCAUGCGGCUUUUUUUUUUUUGAGUGCAUUAUUGGAUUGUACUGCAUCAUGAUUUGCGUAGUGAUGCUUUUUGCACAAAAGGAGAGAUGAAUGUAAUGCAUGAGAAAGAAUGUUUGUUUAGUGGUUGUGAGCGAAAUAAAUGUCUUGUUGGUAGAUGGGA
Messenger RNA from Spizellomyces punctatus DAOM BR117, 2450 nucleotides. RefSeq lists its product as hypothetical. Gene Ontology annotation, cellular component: cytosol. Gene Ontology annotation, biological process: fructose 2,6-bisphosphate metabolic process; fructose metabolic process. The coding region runs from base 143 to 1438 and encodes 431 amino acids. The record is from RefSeq and is a predicted model, not a curated record. NCBI's taxonomy places the organism in Eukaryota, Fungi, Chytridiomycota, Chytridiomycetes, Spizellomycetales, Spizellomycetaceae. The transcript is spliced from 9 exons. Gene Ontology annotation, molecular function: ATP binding; 6-phosphofructo-2-kinase activity.